UGUCUGCAUAGUAAUUUCUGUUCGGAAACUUUGUAUUUACUUCCGGUCCUUUCUUUUUUCAACAAUUUCUUAAGUUUUUAGCCGUCUAUAAUAAUAUGGGGAAGAGGAAAGAAUCUGGUACAGAGGAAGAACUAAUCAUCGAUUCUCCUCCAGGAAGCUCACACAAGAAACACAAAAAACAUAAGAAAAAGCAUAAAAAGAAAAAGGAAGGUGAUCUCGAAGAAUUGUCAUCACCAAAACCAUCAAUAAAACUGAAAUUGAGAAUUGGAGGUGAAACUUUGGGAACUAAAAGUGUACAAACAAUAAACAAAGAAUCAUCAGAUGAGUCACAAGAUCAGAUUAUAGAUGUCAUGAAUGAUUCCUCGGCAUCAACAGAAAUCAAGGAGGAACCAACAGAGAAGAAACCAGAUGUUGAUACAUCAGAUGAGGAGAAACAAUGGUUGGAUGCUCUGGAGAAAGGCAACUUAGAUGAUUCUGGUAUGCUCAGGAGAAGUAAAGAUCCGAAAAUGUUAACUGCUAGACAGAGAGCAUUAUUUCAUGGAGAUCAACAAGAAUUGAUGCAGCUCCCUUCAGGUUAUAGACAGGUAGAAUUAACAGAAGAACAAAUGGCAAAGAGACAACAGAGAGCUAAGAAAAGAAGACAACAAGCUCAUGAGAAAAGAGAAAAAGAUAAAAAACAAACACUUGACAGACUGCUGAAGAAACAGGACUCUAAAAAUAAAUCAAUGAAGACCAAAAGUUCAAAAAAGAGUACUGCUCCCAAAGUACAUUAUGUCAAUAAUCAACAUGGAAUAUCAAUAUCAGUACCAACAGGGAUACAGUUUCCUUUCACUACAGAAAAAGCUAGUCCCUGUAAGCCAAAGACAUGUUGUGGUGUAAAAGGAUGUUCAAAUCUAAAGAAAUAUUCUUGUUCUAAGACUGGUGUACCCCUGUGUAGUUUACAGUGUUAUAAAACAAACAUAUCUGUGUGUAAUAGACCAAUCAAAAUAGAAGUUGUAUGAUCAAUGUUAGCUUGGAGAAGGCAGCUUUAGUGAUUCCAAGUUAAUAGAUAUGUUGAAUGAAGGAGAAAGUAAAUUGUCAUAAUAUGCUGUGUGCUCAUGUUAUUUUACAAGUUGGUGAAGCAGUUGAAAUUGUUUUCUCCAUUGACUUUAUCUGGUAAGGAAGGAACAAUUGAAGGAUAUGUUAGUGUUGGUUGUUGCAGGACUUGUUUUUGUUAAGAAUCGUGUAUGCCGGGUACAAGAUAUUUGUUAAUGGUCAUGUUCUAGUGCUGAAUAUGGACAGGAAUAGAGAGACAUCAUGACACU
Messenger RNA from Mytilus trossulus (common blue mussel), 1304 nucleotides. RefSeq names its product INO80 complex subunit B-like. Gene Ontology annotation, cellular component: Ino80 complex. The record is from RefSeq and is a predicted model, not a curated record. NCBI's taxonomy places the organism in Eukaryota, Metazoa, Mollusca, Bivalvia, Mytilida, Mytilidae. The transcript has 10 exons. Bases 96 to 1001 code for a protein of 301 amino acids. Gene Ontology annotation, biological process: chromatin remodeling.